Molecule: messenger RNA, 2466 nt
Organism: Knipowitschia caucasica
Lineage: Eukaryota; Metazoa; Chordata; Actinopteri; Gobiiformes; Gobiidae
Source: the annotation of a GenBank genome assembly
AUGGUCCCCUGUGCCCUCACAAAUAUGUUGGUGAGACUGAAGGAGCUGCAGGACAGUGGCAGGUGUGAUGGUCCGGUGUGGGGACCACAGAUUGUGAAACAUCAGGAUCUGACCUCAGAUCAGCUCAGAGAGCUGCUGCAGCGGCUGACACAAGGUCUCGUGUUGGACCUCAGCCCCAGGACCUGGUCCGGUCUGAUCGAGACCCUUGUGGACCUACUACAGACUUCAGACCUGAUCCGACCUGAAGACCGAGAUCCGGUUAUUAAAGUCCUCCUACUGCCACACUGUGAUGGUGACUCGGGUGAAAAGCAGGACUCAGGUCUGGACCAGGACUCUGAGGUGGCUCUGGUGCUCUCUGCUCAGGUCAGAUCUCUGCGUGACCCGGUGGUGGCGCUGGUGAGGCUGCAGGAGCCACUUAUGUUCCACACGGUUCUCUCGGCCCCAGUGCGAGUCCUGUUCAUCAGCCUGGAACCAGGGACCACCGAGACCGGGACCACACAAACCAAGACCAUGCAGACCGGACCAGCCUUCGCCUCCGUUAUGAGGGACCAGACACUAUCGGAGGCUCUAUCCCGAGCUCCGGACCCAGAUGACGUCCUGAAGGUCCUUGUCCAACGUCUGGAACCAAACGUCAUUAGAAGACGUGAACCAGACUUGUCCCUGGCCCCUACACCCUCCUCCCCCUCCCCCCUCAAUCGCACUGGGGCCCUCUUCGGGGGCCUCGUCAGAGACCUCAGGCACCGGUUUCCUCAGUAUGGCUCUGACAUCACAGACGCUCUGAACUCACAGUGUGUCGCCGCCGUCAUCUUCAUCUAUUUUGCUGCUUUAUCUCCAGCCGUGACCUUCGGAGGACUGCUAGGGGAGAAGACAGAUGGCCUGAUGGGCGUCUCGGAGCUCAUCAUUGCCACCUCUCUGCAGGGCCUGGUGUUCGCGCUGCUCUCUGCUCAGCCCAUGCUCAUCAUCGGCUUCUCUGGACCUCUGCUGGUGUUUGAGGAGGCCUUUUACGCCUUCUGCCAGUCUCUGGGCGUGGAGUACCUAACAGCGCGGUUGUGGGUGGGGCUCUGGCUUGUGGUGAUCGUCGUGGUGACCGUGGCGUUGGAGGGGAGUGUUCUGGUGCGGCACGUAUCACGCUUCACGCAGGAAAUCUUCUCUGUCCUCAUCUCUCUCAUCUUCAUCUACGAGACCUUCGUCAAGCUGGUCAAGAUUUUCCUACAGUUUCCUCUGACGAGCUGUUCCCGUGGAAACGCCACUGAGACGCUCGAUUGGAGGAACUCCUCUGAGCCGUCUGGUUGGCUGAAUGGCACACAGCACUCUGAUUGGUUGAACAGCUCCUCCUCCUCAUCAGCAGCAGUGCAUUCUGGGACGCGGCCCAACACGGCACUCCUGUCUCUGCUGCUGAUGUCCGGGACGUACCUCAGCGCCUUCUACCUGAGGAAGCUCAAGAACUCUGGAGUCCUGCCGGGACAGCUGAGGAGGACCAUCGGUGACUUCGGCGUUCCCAUCUCCAUCUUCAUCAUGGUGAUGGUGGACUUCAGCAUCACGGAUACCUUCACCCAGAAGCUGAGUGUGCCCAGUGGCCUCUCCGUCUCCACUCCUGAGAAGCGGUCGUGGCUGGUCCCAUUCCUCGGAGCGUCCGGAGGGUUUCCUGUCUGGAUGGCGGCGGCCAGUGCUCUGCCGGCGCUGCUGGUGUUUAUCCUGCUGUUCAUGGAGUCUCAGAUCACAGCACUCAUUGUCAGCAAGCGGAUCGUUAAGGGCACCGGUUUCCAUAGUGACCUGCUGGUCAUUGUGGUGGUGGGCGGAGUAUCGGCGCUGUUCGGGUUGCCGUGGUUAUCGGCUGCCACCGUGCGCUCCGUCACUCACGCCAACGCGCUGACCAUCACGUACAAGCCCCACACCGAGGAAGAGAAGCCCCACCCCCUGGAACAGAAGCCUCAACCCCUGGAAGAGAAGCCCCACCCACAUGAGAAACCACGCCCUCUGGAGCCUCACCCACACCCACCCGGACCCCUCCCCCUCCUCCGGGAGCAGAGGGUCACUGCCUUUGUGGUGGCGCUGCUUGUCGGGCUCUCCGUGUUUGUGGCCGGGCUCCUGAGACAGAUUCCGGUGGCUGUUCUCUUCGGCGUGUUCCUCUACAUGGGCGUCAUGUCGCUGCAGGGCAUCCAGCUGAGUGAGCGGCUGCAGCUGCUGAUCGUGCCCAGGAAGUACCACCCCAAGAGCGGGUACAUCGCCCAGAUGCGGCCAUGGCGUCUGCACCUCUACACAGGUCUUCAGCUGGCCUGUCUGGUCUUCCUGUGGGCUGUCAUGGCGUCUCCUCUUGCUCUGCUCUUUCCCUUUGUUCUGCUGCUGACGGUGCCACUGCGCAAACUACUGCUCCCCCUUGUGUUCACGCAGAAAGAACUGCAGCUGCUCGAUGGGGAGGAGCCAGAGGAGCCGGAGGACGAGUACGAGGUGCAGAUGCCUGUGUGA